Messenger RNA from Penicillium expansum, 960 nucleotides. RefSeq lists its product as uncharacterized. Bases 1 to 960 code for a protein of 319 amino acids. The record is from RefSeq and is a predicted model, not a curated record. The transcript has a single exon. NCBI's taxonomy places the organism in Eukaryota, Fungi, Ascomycota, Eurotiomycetes, Eurotiales, Aspergillaceae.
AUGGAGAGCACACAGCCAUCCGCUGACGCGGAUGAAAAUAUGCGCCUGGCGAUAGAACGAUUCCGCACCAAGAUGGAGGCCUCCAAUUGGCAAUUCCUUCAAGACCGAAUAGAUGAGAUUGAAUCUAUGGAUCUCUCUACUGAAGAGAAACUGAAGAAGAUGAACAUCUGGACGUGGAUUAUGACACCCAAGUGCGCGGAUCCUGAGAAGCCUACCGUUUCCCCAGAAACUACCUGUCAGUCUCAUCAGAGAACUGCCACCCAGUUAAUUGAUCUCAAAUCGCUAUCCCACGAGAACAUGGAUGGUGUCAUCCCGCCGAAGUUAUGGACAGAUGAGUGGCGCCAGGUGUAUUUGGACACUAUUCAAACUGUGUGUAAUGAGGUGGCCUUUCGAAUUGACGAUGACACCGAGUUUGAAGUCCCGCCCUGCCACGACCUGGCUCUCUUUCUCAAGUACGCUAGUGGGAUCGUGGAUGCGGACUUUCGCUAUGAUGGCAUGGCCCCUUUUGAACCACCUGGAAUCUAUAUGGCAUCGAUCUCUGAUAUUUCCAAAGCCCGAGAAGAUCUGGUAGAAGGUCUGCAUCACUACUAUAUUUGCGACGAAGACUUCGUGGACGCCUAUACACAUGAUGACUUGGAAGUACGAGUUGGCUUCCAAACCGGGACUGGUGUUCGUUAUAAAAUGGGCGGGCAUAGUACAUGGUACAGCAUGUAUCUCUACUGUCGACGGUGGGUGGAAGACUCUGAUCCGAGUCACAAGGACUGGGCGUGGAGAGUGGUCAUCUCUCCUGCCGAAGUUUUUGAGAACUCCACGAUCGUUUACGGGCAGAGGACAAGAUUCGACUCCAUCGUCGAUUUUCUGGACUGGUACAGUAGCUGGCUGGAAUAUGUAGACAUGGAUGAGGUUCGGGCAAAUCUAAUUCAGAAUGAUCUCAUUGAGGAGGAUGAGGAGGAGGAAUAG